UGAAACUCAAGUUCUCUAAGAUGGGCGCGGCUGAGAAACCUGAGAAAACGAUGUCACUGUCGGAGAGGAGGGUAUUUUUGGGAAGAAAUUGGAAGAGAUUGGAUGUUGUCAAAGCCUCCACGUUUUUCUUCGUACAUUUUCUCUGUCUCUUGGCACCAUUUCACUUCAACCGCCGAGCUCUUCGGCUAGCUCUCGUGGUCUGCACGGUGGGCGGACUCGGUAUCAUGGCCUCAUACCGCGGGAACUUGGCUCACCGAAGCUUCAAGCUUCCGAAAUGGCUCGAGUAUUUGUUUGCUUACUGCGGCCUUUUAGCUCUUCAGGGAGAUCCAAUCGACUGGGUGAGCAUUCAUCGGUUCACCGAUACCGACCGUGACCCGGAUAGCCCUAUCGAAGGGUUUUGGUUCAGCCACAUUCCAUGGCUAUUCGACGCUGCUUAUUGUGGGAGGCGCAGCAACGUAGAGGACUUGAAGCGGCAGUGGUUCUAUAGGUUUCUUCGGAGAACGGUCAUAUUCCACGUUUUAGGGUUUGGUGUUCUCCUCUAUUCGUGGGGCGGUUUCCCCUUCCUUGCAUGGGGAAUGGGUGCCGGGAUAGUCCUCGAGUAUCACGUGACUUAUCUUAUAAACUCACUUUGUCAUGUUCCGGGCAAUCGUCCUUGGAGGACUCCCAACGUUUGUUCAUUUAACCCGUCAAAAGUUCACGAGCCACGCCUGAUGAAAAACGCAAGGCUAAGCUCACGGUCAGAAGAAGGGGAAGAUUACAGUAUGGGAAAGACGUCGUUGAAUGAAAAGAUGAUCAGAAAGAGGAGACCUUACUUCCGAAGACAGUGGAAGCGGAUCGAUGUUAUAAGGACAAUGACGGUCGGGUCUUCGCAUUUGCUUUGUCUCUUGGCGCCAUUUCAUUUCACAUGGGAAGCCCUCAGGCUCAGUUUGAUACUUUACCCUGUGGCUUCGCUCGGCAUUACGCUGUCUUACCAUAGGAACUUGGCUCACCGAAGCUUCAAGCUCCCAAAAUGGCUCGAGUAUCUCUUCGCUUAUAUCGGCCUUUUCGCCCUUCAGGGUGAUCCAAUCGAUUGGGUUAGCAUCCAUCGUUUCCAUCACCAGUUCACUGAUUCGGAACGUGAUCCACAUAGUCCGCUCGAAGGAUUCUGGUUCAGCCAUUUCAUAUGGAUAUUUGACACCGAGUACAUAAGAGAAAAGUGUGGAGGGCGUAACAACGUGGGGGACUUGAAGCAGCAAUGGUUCUACAGAUUCCUUCAAAGGACCCUUGGUCUCCACGUGUUAGGGUUUUCGACCAUCCUAUAUUUUUGGGGUGGGUUUCCCUGCGUUGCAUGGGGCAUGGGCGUCGAUGUCACGUUCGGAUACCACACGACUUGGCUGAUAAACUCAGCAUGCCAUAUUUGGGGAUCCCGAGCUUGGAAGACCAACGACACCUCUCGCAACGUUUGGUGGCUGAGCGUAUUCUCGUCCGGCGAAAGUUGGCACAACAAUCACCACGCAUUUGGGUCAUCGGCCAGGCAUGGCCUCGAGUGGUGGCAGAUAGACUUCACUUGGUACGUCAUUAGAUUCCUCGAGGCUGUCGGAUUGGCCACCGACGUGAAGCUCCCGACCGAGUCCCAGAAACAGAGGAUGGCUCUAAUUCAUUGAACAUGCAAAAUAUUUGUCUGAUUUCGAUCCCAUUCUCAUCCUUAUAGUACCAGUUUAAAAUUUACGUGUUAUGCAAACGAUAUUUGAUGUUUUAAUGACGUAAGAUAUAGAAUCAAUAAACUGACUGAGUCAGACGUCAAUAAAGAUAUUUAUUACAUGGAGUACAAUUCAUAUGGUUACUCCCUUUGUUUUUUA
Tarenaya hassleriana is the source of this 1838-nucleotide messenger RNA. Its product is annotated as delta-9 desaturase-like 1 protein. The record is from RefSeq and is a predicted model, not a curated record. The transcript is spliced from 9 exons. NCBI's taxonomy places the organism in Eukaryota, Viridiplantae, Streptophyta, Magnoliopsida, Brassicales, Cleomaceae. Gene Ontology annotation, cellular component: endoplasmic reticulum membrane. The coding region runs from base 21 to 1643 and encodes 540 amino acids. Gene Ontology annotation, molecular function: oxidoreductase activity, acting on paired donors, with oxidation of a pair of donors resulting in the reduction of molecular oxygen to two molecules of water. Gene Ontology annotation, biological process: lipid metabolic process.